Molecule: messenger RNA, 2516 nt
Organism: Cladocopium goreaui
Lineage: Eukaryota; Dinophyceae; Suessiales; Symbiodiniaceae
Source: the annotation of a GenBank genome assembly
CUCAGGCCCACCCCUUCCAGGCAAGUCUUUCCAAACCAACGGCCCCUUCUCUCGGUGCCAUGUGAAGCCCUGCGCCACCUUUGUGGUGGAUCCAUGGAUGGGGCUGGCUGUUUCCGGGCCUUGGUGGCGCUCUUGGACGUUUCUCCCCAGCACCGGUUGCUAGACAUGAGCGGCACCUGCAGCGGCAGUUUGGCGGAAGCCCUGCAUGCCGCUGGCCCUGGCCGGGGUCUUAGCCUUAGUGGUCAGGUGCCACCUGGGCUGCUGAUUGCCAAUGCCCCGCGGCCAGAGCUGCUGGAUGCCUUGGUGGCGGAGGUUCUUCCGAAGUUUCGGAGCCCUGUGGUGUUCACCUGCUGCCCGCCACAAAGCUUCCCGCAGAUUGCGGCUGCAAAGCAUCCAGUCACCCAAGAGCCGCCGGAGGUGCGUGAAGUUGUAUUGAAAUUUGAUCGGAUCAUGUGUGGAGUGAAUUGCAGCCAGUCAUCCAAGAAACAUCAACCCUGGCACAUGCAUCCUCUGCAACUUCGGACGCUGCAGCGUGGCUUGCAGUCACUGGCUCCUGGUGGGAAGCUCAUAUAUUUGACCCAAGGGAGCAAUUGCAUCGAAAAUGAAGCUGUCGUAGCUGCAUGUCUAUCAUCCCAAGCUUCUGAACUACAGCUGAAGUUGAUCCCAGCAUCUCACCACUGGACACCAGUCUCUGGAUGGCCUAUUUCCGAUGGCCACAUCUCUUGGAAUGUGCCAAGUCCUGACAAAAAAAACACCUGUAGUUUCACUUCCUGGGAGGAGGUGCCACAAGUACUUCGUGGUGGAAAGAUCUUGCAGACGAUGUUCCCACCCACGAGCACGGCUGAGUUGACAACUUCAGAGUUGCAGAAGUGCUUGCGCGGAACGAACGGCUCCAGCCAUUUCUUCCUUGCCAUUUUUCAGAAGGUCAACAGGUCACCCCCACAGGUCCCAGCUCCUUCGGCUGCCACCAUGGAUGGUAUUGGGUACCCACAGGCUACGUUGGCCACUGGCACCAGAGUAGUGGUCAGAGCCACAGGGGCUCCCGCCAUGGUGGUGGGGCCUGGGCAACGGGCCUUUAAGGGGUUGGUCAAGAUCCGGUAUCCAGACAGGAGCACCUACCACGUCGAGCUAGAGGACUUGGAGCUUCAGACUGGUGCAUGGCAGUCGUUGAGAACCCAUGGUUGUAAGUUGGCAAUGGUAGGCAUGGCCAGUUUGGUGCUUUCCAUAGUCACUGGUUGGAAUCGGCUGUAUCAUUGGCGCAGCCUUUGGAGCCCAUCUAGAUUGUUGCCGCUUUUGCUUGGGGCCAAGGCUAUGCGUGGGAGGAAGGUGCCCUCCGUCUUCCACUUGUCGGCGUCUUUCUUGGUCGCUUUCUUGGCAUGGCGGCUGCUUCACCGGAAACAGCUGCAACGGCCGGUUUCGGGGCCUGGCCCUGGCGCACGGUCAGUUGAAAGUCGCCCAGGUUCCAGACUGGUGAAGCGAUGUGCCAAGGUACCGGAUGCAGUGGUUUCCUUCGCUGACUUCUUUGGCUUAGAAUGCCCCAAGCUUCCAGCAUCACCUGGGGAUCAUAUGGGUUUGCUACAUCUUCCAAACUUGUGUUACAGGACUACGGACAAGCAGACUUUGUACUUGGUGUCCCCUGCCUUGUUUGAGCUGCGCGUCCCAGAGCUGCUACGCCACAGCCUUUGCGGCAUGCCCUUCCUGCAGCGUUGCGUUAGCAGCCAGGAGCUGAACCUGUGGGGCUGUGAGCUGCGCCCCACGCUGCAAGCUGCGCCGUUCCUCAGCGCGCUGGGAGCAAAACGAAAAAUUUGCUUGGAGAAUUUUGGAUGUUGGAGGAAGCUGCUGCAGGAUGGGAAGCUGAGAAUAAAAGAUUUGAAACCAGGGAGGCAGAUGGACAUGAAACCUGGGGCAGUGAUCCUGGUGGACAAGUCGGAGCUUCUCUUCCUGAUUGCCGUGCUUCAAUCCGACAGUUUGCAGAUCUUUCUUGAUCACAAAGCACGUCAGGACAUUGGAACUGUUCGGGAAAAGUGGUUGUGGUGAUUCUUGCACCCCGUUCUUCCUAACAAAUAUCAUGCAGGACCAGCUGAUAAGCUUGGCCGAGUUGGAAGCCGGAGCUUCAUGAGCCAUCAACCGCUCCCGCAUGGGCUCCUUCGGUAAGAAUCACACGGACAAGUGACAAGUUGACUCUAUCAACAACCUCCAGAAUCUGUCGGUUGGUGUUGCUGCGGCGAGAAUAUUUAUCUGUUGGAAAGAGACAUCGACUACAGCACAAGAUUAGAGCAGAACCAUGGCCGUGAAUGUCGGAGCCGAUGGUAUUGCACUGAAAUACGGAAACUGCGGGUUUCAAUGCUUCAGCGCUUGGAGAACCACCAUGGCCACAUGCUUGGUUGCUUCCCGAAGACGUGACGCGUCGGUCAGGUAAGUGUUUAGAUAUGUUUAGAUUAUUUUACCAUAUUCUACAUGUCAUUGAAUUUAUUUCAUGGACGCCCACUUGACCAAAUGAAAGCCAGAUGGAAAAA